This is a messenger RNA of Alternaria triticimaculans, 792 nucleotides long. RefSeq lists its product as uncharacterized. The transcript has 2 exons. NCBI's taxonomy places the organism in Eukaryota, Fungi, Ascomycota, Dothideomycetes, Pleosporales, Pleosporaceae. Bases 1 to 792 code for a protein of 263 amino acids. The record is from RefSeq and is a predicted model, not a curated record.
AUGGGCAGAGGCAUUGUCUGCACUAGAACACACCACGCGAACCGCUUUCAUCCAAACCUCUACGAGCCCGGAAUGGCGACUCAGACGCUGCACGGCUCCUGCGCGUGCGGACGCAACCGCUAUGUCAUUGAGAUGCCGACACAGCAGAUCCGCCAGGCCGAGCUGCGAUACGACAAUACCUCUGCGUCACGACACCACUCAGCGAACCCCCUCACACUCUGGCUCCGCGUCCCUCUGCCAUGGUACACCUCGGCGACGUUUGCACAAUACCCCGACGAGACGCGCCUGAGCAUCAAGCGCAGCUUCGUCAACCCCUACACCUCGAAUACACGCCGCCAGUUCUGCGGAUACUGCGGCACACAACUCUCGUCAUGGAAUGAGCGGACGAGAGACGAGGCCGAGCACAUCUCCCUGACCGUCGGCAGCCUGCUCGACGAAGACCAAGACAUGCUCGGCGAACUCGGCUUCCUGCCCAGCAGCAGCGAGAGCAGCGACGACGAAGACGAGACAUCCGCCGCCGGACCCUCACGGACAAACCGCUCGCGUACAGUCGUCCGCUCAGAACCUCAAUCGCGAGGUGCGCCCUGGUUCGAAGAGAUCGUGCGCAACACCCGCCUGGGCCGCUUCAAGCAGCAGCGCGGCGGACACUCCGAGAGCGGCGUGCACGUCGAGUGGGAAGUCACCGAGUGGACCGAGGGCGACGACAACGGCGACGAGGGCAGCGCGACGCCUAGCAAGCGGAAGAUUGGCGACGUGGACGAUGCCGAGGACACCGAGAUGCGCAGCGCGUGA